UUAACCCAGUCUUCUCUCUUCCGUUCGUUUCCCUUUCAAGCGCUCGGGGAUUAGAAAAUUAGACAGGUCUUGACCUGAGUGUGAUCCCAACGAAAACCCUAAAUCUCCGGAGAAUCGCCACCGCUAUGUGGAAGAGAAUCCUUCCACCGCAGAUCAAACUCCUCGCCUCCGCCGCCGGCUCCCGCGCCGCGCCGCUGUGCGGUCACGCCGUCGCAGAGUCCUCUUACCUUUCUCUCUCGACUCGUGCAUCCUCCAUUUCCGCUUCUUCUUCGAUACUGGUCCGCCAAACCAGCUCUGCUUCAGCGGAUACUGCUGUGAGGAAGCGUAUUGAAGAUGUGAUGCCUAUUGCCACUGGGCACGAGAAAGAGGAGCUAGAUGCCGAGUUGGAGGGAAGGGAGCUGCUUGAUAUCAACUUCCCCACCGGCCCUUUCGGAACAAAGGAAGUUCCUGCUGUUGUCAAGUCCUACUAUGACAAGAGGAUAAUUGGAUGCCCCGGAGGUGAAGGAGAGGAUGAACAUGACGUCGUCUGGUUUUGGCUUGAGAAAGGCAAGCCCUUUGAAUGCCCUGUGUGUUCGCAGUACUUUGAGCUUCGAGUGGUCGGCCCUGGGGGACCCCCUGAUGGGCAUGGGGAUGACAACCACCAUCACUGACCCGGUCAUCUUCGGAUUCAAGACUCAUCUUACUGGAAUAAAAAAAAAAAAGAUUUUUGGAACGGUUUCUGGUACAUUUUUUGGCUUCGGAUACUCGAAAGCCUGAGUUUUUUUUUUUGUUUAAAUUUUUAGAUCUUUGCAGCUUGCUUCACAGAUUAUAAGCAGAAACGUCUCAGUUGGUUGACUUGUCAGCCUUUGGCCGAAUGAACACUAUUCUUUUUACAAAAUAAGUAUUAUUUUUUAUUUU
Tarenaya hassleriana is the source of this 897-nucleotide messenger RNA. Its product is annotated as cytochrome c oxidase subunit 5b-2, mitochondrial. NCBI's taxonomy places the organism in Eukaryota, Viridiplantae, Streptophyta, Magnoliopsida, Brassicales, Cleomaceae. The record is from RefSeq and is a predicted model, not a curated record. The transcript is spliced from 6 exons. Gene Ontology annotation, biological process: mitochondrial electron transport, cytochrome c to oxygen. The coding region runs from base 126 to 650 and encodes 174 amino acids. Gene Ontology annotation, cellular component: mitochondrial envelope.